AGAGUGGAGUAACGACAAGGCUUGCUGCGCCUUCACUUUAGACUUGCCAUAUCUAGCCCUGGAAAACAAUUAUUAGGGUGUUUCGGAAGGCUGCGCGCAAUGUCGGUACUAGCUAAGCUUCUGACCGGCACAGCUGCCAAAGCGCAGUCUACGCAAUUAGGAUUGCUUGGACAGCGGUCAAUCUUGGCUACAGCCCAGCAAACAGCACUGCCGGAGUUGCGGGGGUACGCUUCCCAGACCUAUCCCGUUAUCGACCACCAAUAUGACGCUGUGGUGGUCGGUGCUGGUGGAGCUGGCUUACGCGCUGCUGUUGGGCUGUCGGAGCUCGGCUUCAAGACAGCGUGCGUUACGAAAUUGUUUCCCACGCGCUCUCACACGGUAGCAGCUCAGGGUGGCAUCAAUGCCGCUCUGGGCAACAUGACGGAAGACGAUUGGCGCUGGCACGCUUACGACACAGUUAAGGGCAGCGACUGGCUUGGCGACCAGGAUGCUAUUCAUUACAUGUGCCGUGAAGCACCAAAGGCAGUUAUCGAGCUGGAGAACUACGGCCUGCCCUUUUCGCGCACCGAAGAUGGAAAGAUUUACCAGCGCGCCUUCGGAGGCCAAAGCCUUGACUUUGGCAAGGGUGGACAGGCGUAUCGUUGUGCUUGCGCUGCGGAUCGUACAGGACACGCCAUGCUUCACACCCUCUAUGGAAUGGCGAUGAAGCACAACAUUCAGUUUUUCGUUGAGUACUUCGCCCUGGAUCUUAUGAUGGACUCGGACGGCGCCUGUCGGGGCAUCAUGGCGCUGUGCAUGGAGGACGGCACCAUCCACCGCUUCCAAGCUCACCAGACCGUCCUCGCUACGGGCGGGUACGGCCGCGCUUACUUCUCCGCCACCUCGGCUCAUACCUGCACCGGCGACGGUGGUGGCAUGGUUGCCCGUGCUGGCCUGCCUCUCCAGGACCUGGAGUUCGUGCAGUUCCACCCCACCGGCAUUUACGGCGCGGGCUGUCUUAUCACGGAGGGCUGCCGUGGCGAGGGCGGCAUCUUGCGCAACAGCGAGGGCGAGCGCUUCAUGGAGCGCUAUGCACCUACAGCCAAGGACUUGGCGUCUCGUGACGUGGUGUCCCGCUCAAUGACCAUUGAAAUUCGGGAGGGCCGGGGUUGUGGUCCGGAGAAGGAUCACAUCUACCUGCACCUGAACCACUUGCCGCCGGAGCUGCUGGCGGAGCGACUGCCUGGUAUCAGUGAAACGGCUGCUAUCUUCGCGGGCGUCGACGUCACCAAGGAGCCCAUCCCGGUGCUGCCCACGGUUCACUACAACAUGGGGGGCAUACCGACCAACUACAUGGGCGAGGUGCUGGCUCCCACCAAGGAAAACCCGGACAAGGUGGUGCCCGGGCUGUUUGCCGCGGGAGAGGCAGCCUGCGCGUCCGUACACGGCGCGAACCGCCUGGGCGCCAACUCGCUGCUGGACAUUGUGGUCUUUGGACGCGCAUGCGCCAACCGCGUUGGCGAGAUUAUGAAGCCCAACACACCGCACAAACCGCUACCAGCAAGCGCCGGUGAGCACGCUAUCGCGCGACUGGACAAGCUGCGGAACGCCAAGGGCAAUUUGCGCACCGCGGAAAUCCGGCGCAACAUGCAGAAGGUGAUGCAGAACAACGCGGCAGUGUUCCGUACCCAGGAGACGUUGGCGGAGGGCUGCAAGCUGAUUGACGAAUGCGCCGCAUCGUUCUCAGACGUCAAGGUGACGGACCGGGGUCUAGUUUGGAACACGGAUCUAGUCGAGACCUUGGAGCUAGAGAAUCUGCUGCUCAACGCUGCCAUCACCAUGCACGGUGCAGAACAGCGCAAGGAGAGCCGCGGAGCACACGCGCGCGAGGACUUUACCGAGCGCGACGACGCCAAGUGGCUCAAGCACACGCUUGGCUACAUGCCGUCGGUCGAAAACAAGGUUAGCAUCUCGUACCGCCCCGUACACAUGCAGCCGCUGAGUGAGGAGAUGCCGUACAUUCCUCCGAAGGCCCGCGUGUACUGAGCGAAGCGGACAUAGAGUUGUCAACGUCUGGCUAUCUGGAAGAAGCUAGGGGCAGGGUCCAGGAGUCAAAAGCUUAACUAUUCGGGCCAGGGUUCUUGGGAAAGCGGGGCGUAGAGGUAUAUGCAUGGGUUGGGCCUUACAGAGAGCGCCAGGUCAGGAGUCUUUCGGCUGUAAUACAGGAUAUGCUGCAAGGCAAGGCCUGCUGCUGGUUUGGUUUACUGCGUCUCGAAGGAAACGUUUGCUUUGACCUCGUAGAAAACUUCUUCGAGUCUUCAUUCGCCCUUUGAUAAACGCGUGACACAAAAAAACUCUCCUGUCUCUCGGUCCUACAAAAAUAGUUUAAGAGGUUCAUGCUGCUGUAGAGUUACGUGGGAUGCUUAGCGCCGGUAGCCGUUCGCGCGUGCAGGACGGUCUCCCUAAAGAUUCCGUGUUUUCUAGUUAAUGCCUUAGUUAUUGCAAAAGGUCCUGUUGAUGAGGGAGCCGUUUAGCCGGCAUCGCGGGAAAGUCGUUGCCGGUAUCGGUGUCGGUGUUAAAGACGGGACUGCCCAAGCUAUGAGCUGUUACAAGGUGUUUGCAUCACGCAAUAUGUGUAAAUAUAAGCUUC
Volvox carteri f. nagariensis is the source of this 2629-nucleotide messenger RNA. RefSeq names its product succinate dehydrogenase subunit A, mitochondrial (gene sdh1). NCBI's taxonomy places the organism in Eukaryota, Viridiplantae, Chlorophyta, Chlorophyceae, Chlamydomonadales, Volvocaceae. Gene Ontology annotation, biological process: mitochondrial electron transport, succinate to ubiquinone; tricarboxylic acid cycle. The record is from RefSeq and is a predicted model, not a curated record. The coding region runs from base 100 to 2025 and encodes 641 amino acids. The transcript is spliced from 8 exons. Gene Ontology annotation, molecular function: succinate dehydrogenase (quinone) activity; electron transfer activity; flavin adenine dinucleotide binding.